UGAUAUUUGACAGGCUGCGCGCGGGCGAGCUGCCGCGGAGUACCCAGCUGCCGCGGAGCGCCCAGCAGGGGCUGACAGCAUGGCCUCGCCCGACCCGCCCGUCACCAGCUAUGCCCCGUCCGACGUGCCCUCGGGGGUCGCGCUGUUCCUCACCAUCCCUUUCGCCUUCUUCCUGCCCGAGCUGAUAUUUGGGUUCUUGGUCUGGACCAUGGUAGCCGCCACCCACAUAGUAUACCCCUUGCUGCAAGGAUGGGUGAUGUAUGUCUCGCUCACCUCGUUUCUCAUCUCCUUGAUGUUCCUGUUGUCUUACUUGUUUGGAUUUUACAAAAGAUUUGGAUCCUGGAGAGUUCUGGACAGCCUGUACCACGGGACCACUGGCAUCCUGUACAUGAGCGCUGCCGUCCUACAAGUACAUGCCACGAUUGUUUCUGAGAAACUGCUGGACCCAAGAAUUUACUACAUUAAUUCGGCAGCCUCGUUCUUCGCCUUCAUCGCCACGCUGCUCUACAUUCUCCAUGCCUUCAGCAUCUAUUACCACUGAUGCACAGGUGCCAGGCCAAGGGGGAAAUGCUCUUUGAAAGCUCCGAUUAUUGGUCCCCAAAAGCAGCUUCCAACGUUUGCCAUCUGGAUGAUAAACGGAAGAUCCACUAAAACGUCCACGGGAUUAACAGAACGUCCUUGCAGACUGAGCGAUGACACCACACUUUGUUUGGACAUUUAAAUUCACUCUGCUGAAUAGGAGGAAGCUUUUCUUUUUCCUGGGAAAACAACUGUCUCUUGGAAUUAUCUGACCAUGAACUUGCUCUUCUAGACAACUCACAUCAAAGCCCUCACUCCACUAAUGGAGCAUCCUAGCCCCACUAAUGCCAAGUCUGUUUGGGGAUUUUGCCUCAGCUAUGGGCUUCCCUAGAGUAGGUCCAGGGGAAUACUCAGUCUGAUUCUCUCUCUCUUUUUUUUUUUUUUUGAGACGGAGUCUCGCUCUUCCUCCAAGGCUGGAGUGCAGUGGCGCAAUCUCCACUCACUGUAAGCUCCGCCUCCCGGGUUCCCGCCAUUUUCCUGCCUCAGCCUCCCGAGUAGCUGAGACUACAGGCACCCACCACCAUGCCCGGCUAAUUUUGUUGUAUUUUUAGUAGAGAUGGGGUUUCACCGUAUUAGCCAGGAUGGUCUCGAUCUCCUGACCUCGUAAUCCUCCCACCUCGGCCUCCCAAAGUGCUGGGAUUACAGGCGUGAGCCACCGUGCCCGGCCUGAUUCUCUUAAAAUUGAAGAGGUGCUGCCAAGGCCUUCAGAUCUAACGCAGAUGCAUAGACCUUGUUCCUGGUACUUGUUCAGCCUGUGCUGGGGAGCCGUGGUCCCGAGUUCCCUGGGAGGCUGACAGGGUCAAGCCACCCUGCCCACCACCCUCCCACUUCCCCUCCCCUUUCCUCUCCAGCAUUAGGAUUCAAGGGAAAUCUGCAUGAAGCCAAUUUUGAGGGUAGAUGUGUGGGGAAAAUAAAUCAUUAUACAGUAAGUCCUGGGGCUUGAGGGGUGGGGAAUGGGGAGGGAAGGGCAUAGUCUGCUCCUUCAUGAGUCUGACAUCUCGGAAACUGAGCAGCUGCCGGACGCCUGGGUCAGGAAUCCAAGACCCCACCUCUUAAGGACUGGUUCCUCAGAAAACACCCUCAGGGAAAAAGGUGAAAACAUUACAUCC
This is a messenger RNA of Gorilla gorilla gorilla (western lowland gorilla), 1688 nucleotides long. RefSeq names its product mal, T cell differentiation protein like (gene MALL). The coding region runs from base 80 to 541 and encodes 153 amino acids. The transcript has 4 exons. Gene Ontology annotation, biological process: myelination. The record is from RefSeq and is a predicted model, not a curated record. Gene Ontology annotation, molecular function: structural constituent of myelin sheath. NCBI's taxonomy places the organism in Eukaryota, Metazoa, Chordata, Mammalia, Primates, Hominidae. Gene Ontology annotation, cellular component: membrane.